Messenger RNA from Anolis sagrei ordinatus, 3653 nucleotides. It is a transcript of the gene EPCIP, whose product is annotated as exosomal polycystin 1 interacting protein. The record is from RefSeq and is a predicted model, not a curated record. NCBI's taxonomy places the organism in Eukaryota, Metazoa, Chordata, Lepidosauria, Squamata, Anolidae.
AAAAGAACAGCAAGUGCAAGACCACACAUUCCUCUCUGCCUUGUCGAUUAACCAGGCUGUCAAAGGAAAGGAAAGCAACUGUAAGAGAUAACAUCUACAAAGAGAAGAGCAACACAGCAACACCACCUCGGCUGGGAAGCAACAACCAUGAAACACGCUUUUUGAAGUUUGGUGGAAUCCCUGUGACUGUUAUCACCUGGAAUAGAAAAGAAUAUGGUUUGAAGUAUUGCUGAAAAUCAGUUCAGGAGAGUGCUUUCUAUCAGGACCAGUAGAAACAUUUCGUGGGAGUGACAGGCUGCUAUGAUACCACAUGCUUGGAUAAAACAAACAUUGGCAGUGCAAUCAUUCCACUGGCAUUUGCUAGUUUAUCUAAAAGAGAAAAGAACUCCAGGACCUGAAACCUGACGGCUGCAUCAAAGGAAGCAUGAAGAAAAUGAACUGUGAUUGAUUGUAGCAGUUUGUGGAUGUUGUCAAACACAUUUUCUGCUGUCAAAUGCUUGUUAGUCACUACAGUGAUACUAUUUCCACAAAUGCCAAAUGAUGCAAGCACUGAAGUAAUUUGAGUAGGAGUCUUGUAACCACCAAAGCACAUGAAUAUAUGCAUGAACAAUCUAUGCAGGUAACCAGUGGAUCAAGCGUCAGUGCAGUGAAGAGUCUGGAGAGCAGAAGUUGCAGAAGAGCGUGUAGCUCAGAAUAGGCGUUUCAUGGUGCAAAGCUUGCUGAGACCCAAAGAUACUUUCUACCCAGGAUCCACCAAUACUAGGUUCAUAUUGUAGUGACAAUUGGAAGAGGCAAACAAGCAUUUCCAAAGGACUAUCCUCACACAGAAUGGCUUUCACUCAGCUCAGCUACUGUGACUACAACCAAAGUUUGAGAUCCCUUGAAGUGUUUGCAUGUUAUCAGGAUGCUUAACCACAGCUAUUCCAGGAAGAAGAAGUACCUACACAGAAGUUUAAUUAGAAAAACAACAGAUAAACUCUGUUCUGUACUUUGUGGUAACUGAAAAAGAUGAUUCCAGACACAUAUUUUAUGCGGAUAUUAUAUUAAAGACUGCAAAACUAUUUUGACCGAGACCGAUGAAAGAAGAAGAGAAGUUCAUCAUCAAGAGUGUUUAUUACUUGGCAUACUUUCCAUGUGCAGCAUACUUCAGCUCAUCUGCUGUUGCCAUGACCCUGGGAACCAGACGGCUAUUCCUAAUGAAAAAAAGUCCCUACUGUAUCAAAAAUAUGGCCUCAGGAUUAUUUGCUGCCCAACCAUAUUAGUCUUGACUACUGCAAGUGGAAACCAACUAUAAACAGACAAGAUAUAACAUUGGUGAAGAAAAAUGCAUCCUAAGUGCACUUUAUGGUAAUAAUGCCACACCUAUUCUCAGCAGCUCACACUCUUUUUAAAGAAUGAGGUUGCCUGUUCUAUGAAAACUGCAAUAAUGAUGGUAGUAUUUGCCUACAGACACUAUUUCUUUCUGGUUGCCGUGUUAAACUUCUGUGAGGACAGUUUUGCACAGGGUCAAAUGAACAACACACUGAUUUUCACUAAGGAGCACGCAAUUCGCAAUUGCACAUGUCCUGAUGAUAUGAGUGACAAUGACUGUGAUUACAGUCUGGCAAAUCUGAUCUGCAAUUGUAAGACUGUUUUGCCCUCCAUGAUUGACAAGACCCAUUACAGUAAUCUGACCAUUUGGUUCACAGAGCCAUCCACACUGGGAGUGCUGUUAAACUCUACAGCCAUCUAUGACUUGAAGCUCUCAUUCUGUGGCUCUAUUCCUAUAUCAACAAAAUAUCUGAUUAUUUGGGGUCUACGGAGACUACAAAUAAGAAGUGAGAUCAACGGCCAGUUACAAGAGCAAAGCUUAACAAUCUGCAGUAGUUCUGAUUUUGAGCCACAUGGGAAGUUCAAGAUGUCAUGCAGUGACAGGAACAUGAACAAUCACAUUGCCAUUUUGGACACAUCUCUUUUCAAUGGCUCUGCCCUAUUGAAAUCUUACAGUGUGGAAAAUAUUUCAAACAUCACUGAACGCUUUCCACAUCUGCCACAUUUUGAUACAUACUUCACUAGAAAUAACAGCAACAUUGUAACAUUUAUUUACUGAAACAAUAUCCUUGGCCAUUUCUGCAGUGCAGUUAUGGGCCAUGAUAAAAUGCUAUUACUUUUUCUAGGAAGUAGAAAUUAAGAUUAGUUCUUAAUUAUCAAAGUAGAUAAUCCAUAUUAUCUGUUUUGAAUUAGACUAUAUGAAUCCACGCCACCAUAUAAUCCAGUUCAAAGCAGAUAAUCUGGAUUUUAUAUGGCAUUGUACAGGGUGAGGCAGCAUAACUUCCUUUUUUAAAAUGCGCGCCAUUCAGUCGGUUGAAGACAUAGCGGAGCGCUAGUGGUCUUAUUCCAGAGGCAGGAGUAUAAAGUUUUGUCCUGACACAGUUCAGUCACCAUCAUGUGUUGGAACAGUGAGGAGCGUGCUUUUGCCGUUGAGGCCUACAUUUCGAGCGGAUUUGGAGUGGCCGGCCCGCUCUCCAGAUUUGGCCCCUUGUGAUUUUUUUCUAUGGGUUUUUUUUUUGAAAUCCCGUGUUUAUGUGAACCAUCCAAGGACCCUACAAGAUUUGAGGACCAACAUCCAGGAAGAAAUUGCCAACAUAACGCCUGCUAUGCUGGCGAGAGUCAUGAAAAACACCAGAAAUCAGUUUACUCAGUGUAUGGAGAAUGGGGGACGUCACCUACCUAGUUUAAUUUUCAAAACUACAUAAAACAAAACUUUAGGUAUGUGCCUACAUUAUAAAAAGAAUUCUGAUUCAUACAAUGGGUUUUAUUAAGUUUUGAAAAAAGGAAGUUAUGCUGCCUCACCCUGUAGAAGGGGCCUUAGAUUUCAUAUUUUUGUAAACUACCUUUCAACUACAAAUGUACAACCUUCCAUUGAAGUUUAUAUGCUACAAAGACCAUGUUAGUGGGGGAGGGGUUGGAAAAGAGGAGAAGUAGAGUAUAAAACACUACACCCCUACUAGGUAGGAACGUGAAUUCAAUCCUAUCAAAGCUGUGCAAUGGGACAGAAUGUCUCAAAGGCAAGCAAUUAAUUCCAAUCCCUAAAACACUGCAGAGUCCUUGUCACAGCAGAGAUGUUAUAUCACAGCCUCUGGCCUUGUACAGUAGCUCAUCAAAUUGAAUAAACACUCUGACUUUCAUCCAAAGUCCUUUGGAAGUUUAUUCUUAAUUUAGUUGCUACUUAUAAAUAUUUACAAGUCUUCCCUUAGUAUGCAAAGAUACUCACAACUACAGUAAAACCCUCACACACAAGAGUGGUGAUGGAUUACAUAUGCAGAGAAUCAUGACAAGGUCUCUAAAAAUGGCAGAUAGCAAAGCACAUGGCAGAAAAGGAAGUACACAUACAAGCCACUCCAAUUCUUCCUCCAGAGGAUAGAAAAGACUCCAGGCAUGGGCAAACUUUGGCCCUCCAGGUAUUUUGGACUUCAACUCCCACAAUUCCUAACAGCCUCAGGCCCCUUCCUUUUCCAUUUUUGCUUAAUGUAUUUCUUUGGCUUAUGGAUGAAAUAUUUGUGCUGGCCAUCAAUGCCAAAUAAAUUUUAUAGAAUUGCUCCAAGACAUAGAACUUUGAACUACACAAACACACACACAUACAUUGUAAGAUAUUAUACAUGAAAUAAAAAUAG